Molecule: messenger RNA, 1465 nt
Organism: Loxodonta africana (African savanna elephant)
Lineage: Eukaryota; Metazoa; Chordata; Mammalia; Proboscidea; Elephantidae
Product: olfactory receptor 4K1-like
Exons: 1
Coding region: 58-984 (308 amino acids)
Biological process (GO): G protein-coupled receptor signaling pathway
Cellular component (GO): plasma membrane
Molecular function (GO): olfactory receptor activity; G protein-coupled receptor activity
Source: RefSeq, a predicted model, not a curated record
GAAUCAUUGUGAUAUGCUCCUGAUUUUCUUUCAUUUAGGUGACUGUGCAUUGGACACAUGGCUCACACAAAUGAAUCAAUGGUCUCUGAGUUUGUGCUGCUGGGACUCUCUGAUUCUUGGGAACUUCAGAUUUUCUUUUUUGUAAUCUUCUCUAUAGUGUAUGUGGCAUCUGUGCUAGGCAACAUCAUGAUUAUUGUUAUUAUUUCUUCUGACUCCCAUCUAAACUCUCCUAUGUACUUCCUACUCAGUAAUCUUUCUUUCAUUGAUAUCUGUCAGUCUAACUUUGCCACCCCCAAGAUGAUUGCAGACUUUCUUGUUGAGCACAAGACUAUCUCUUUUGAGGGUUGCAUGGCCCAGAUAUUCCUUCUUCACAGUUUUGUUGGGAGUGAGAUGAUAUUGCUUGUAGCUAUGGCAUAUGACCGAUUUAUAGCCAUAUGUAAACCCCUGCACUAUAGUACAAUCAUGAACCGGAGAUUAUGUAUAAUUUUUGUAUCAAUUUCCUGGGCUGUGGGUAUUCUUCAUUCUGUGAUCCACUUGGCUUUUACAGUGGAUCUGCCAUUUUGUGGCCCUAAUGAGAUAGAUAGCUUCUUUUGUGACGUUCCCCUGGUGAUAAAGCUGGCUUGCAUGGAUACUUAUGAAAUGGAAAUUGUGACCCUAACUAACAGUGGCCUUAUAUCAUCAAGCUGUUUUCUGGCUUUAAUUGUUUCCUAUGCCAUCAUUUUGAUCACUGUCAAACGCCGGUCCUCCAGUAGGUCUACCAAGGCACUGUCCACAUUAACUGCCCACAUCACUGUGGUGAUUCUUUUCUUCGGACCGUGCAUUUAUUUCUAUAUAUGGCCCUUUAGCAGACUUUCCGUGGAUAAGUUCAUUUCUGUAUUCUAUACUGUUUGUGCACCGUUGUUGAACCCCAUUGUCUACUCUCUGAGGAAUGAAGAUUUUAAAUCGGCCAUGAGAAAGUUGAGAAACCGUCAUGUGAACUCCUGAAAAAACUAGGGAACCAACAUGAGGGAGGAUAAUCUUCAAUGAGAAUGAAAAAACUCCAAUGGAUCACAGCAUUGUGCAGCCAUCUGUGCUAAUGAUAUGAUUUAUUUAGUGAUGGAAUUGCUAUUUCACCUUAAAUGCAAGGGAAUUGCAUAAAAUUCUAAAUUGCAAGUUGUAUUGAAAAUAUUUAGUAAUACUUUCAAAUAUAAAAUGCUAUUCAUGUCCCUAAAUUUGUGUUAUGAGCAUUGGUAAUGCAAUGGUUAAGUGCUUAGCUGCUAACCAAAAGGUCAGCAGUUUGAACUUACCUAAUGGCUGUGCAGGGAAAAGACCUAGUGACCAGCUUCCAUAAAGAUGACAGCCUAGGAAACACUAUAAGGCAUUUCUACCCUAUCCUAUAGGGUCACUAUGAGUAGGAAUUGACUCAACGGCACAGCAUGACAAACUUAUAGUUCUUUUUGAGUAUAUGAUAUUUUUAUACACUGCA